Molecule: messenger RNA, 2235 nt
Organism: Monodelphis domestica (gray short-tailed opossum)
Lineage: Eukaryota; Metazoa; Chordata; Mammalia; Didelphimorphia; Didelphidae
Gene: CLDN11
Product: claudin 11
Cellular component (GO): bicellular tight junction; membrane
Molecular function (GO): structural molecule activity
Source: RefSeq, a predicted model, not a curated record
CUCCCCUUCCACAUACACACACACACACACACACACACACACACACACACUCUUUAAGUUCCAACACCCCCAGUGCCCCCCCCCACCAUUCCUUUCUCUCCAGUUUCCAAACCACGCCCCAUCUUGGUUUUCCUUUCUGAUUGGUUAUCUUGUGCCUCGGCCGCUUCCGAUUGGCCGGGAGAAGGCGUGGACCCUCGGUUUAAAGACCGGGGGGCGGGGGCGCGCUCCUCAGCCAGUCCACCCUGGGUAUAGGAGAGGCUGGCUCGGAUCAACGCUGUGUGCCCUGUGCCGCUGCCCGGUCUGUUCUUUGCUCUCACUGCCGCUACUGCCCCCUGUUCUUCCUUGGCCCGACCUGCCAGCCCUUUCACAGUCCCGAAGUCUCCCCACCCGGUGUCCCUAGAAAGAAGCACCGGGAAGCGCACAGGGCAGCGGAGAGUAGUCCGCGCCGUCGAGGCCGGGCACAGCUGGCGAGCUUGAGGGCUGAGGAGGGCGGAGGGCUGGGGGGCCGCGGCCAUGGUUGCCACUUGCCUGCAACUGGUUGGAUUUGUGACGAGCUUCGUGGGCUGGAUCGGCAUCUUGGUCACCACGUCCACCAAUGACUGGGUAGUGACCUGCGGCUACACCAUCACCACCUGCCGGAAGAUGGACGAGCUUGGCUCCAAGGGGCUCUGGGCAGAUUGUGUCAUGGCUACGGGGCUAUACCACUGCAAACCACUCGUGGACAUCCUCAUCCUGCCAGGUUACGUCCAGGCUUGCCGAGCCCUCAUGAUUGCGGCAUCAGUGCUGGGUCUACCCGCCAUCUUCCUGCUCUUGACUGUCCUGCCCUGUAUCCGGAUGGGCCAUGAGCCAGGGGCUGCCAAGUACAGGCGCUCUCAGCUGGCCGGGAUCAUGGUGAUUCUGCUAGCCCUGUGUGCCCUGGUGGCCACCAUCUGGUUCCCUGUGUGCGCCCACCGUGAGACCAUGAUCGUGAGCUUUGGCUACUCCCUGUACACGGGCUGGAUCGGGGCCACCCUCUGCCUCUUCGGCGGCUGCGUCAUCAUGUGCUGCUCUGGGGAUGCACAGUCAUUCGGCGAGAACCGCUUCUACUACUCUUCAGGCUCCAGCUCUCCCACUCACGCCAAGAGUGCCCACGUAUAGGGAGCCACUGGACUUCCCCGGGCUGCCCACUGAGGUGCGCCAGCCGAUGGACCGACGUGCCAGCGGGUUGUCGCCAAGCUCUGACGCCGAAGGUCUAGCAAAGCCUCCUCCCCAGUGUUCCGUAGCCUCAAUUGCCCACCUGCUGCCUUAAGAAAAACCUCCCCCUCGGUUGUACCCCUCCUGUUGCCCACGGUUCUGCCCAGUCGAAGGUCUCCCCCAAAUGCAUAUUAAAGAGCCUUGGGCCACGCCUCUGUUUCUCCUUUUUGCUUCGGGUAUCUUAGUUCGCUGGGGGGGGGGGGGGGGGCUUUUUGUUCUGGGUGCUUCUUGGCCCCGCCCCGUCUUCUCCCGGAUCCCACGUUUCUGAGUUGGGAGGAAUAAAAGGACACGUUUAAGCUGUUUCCAAUGGCAGCGGAAACCUUCUCGAGCUGCCUCCCGGGCCACGGAUGGCUCCUCUUAAGUCGCAAGGCCACCUGGUUGUAACAAACACCAAGAGAGAACGGGGCGGGGCGGGGCGGGGCGGGAGGGACCUCGGGAAAUCUGGAUCGUGCUGUGUCCAGGAAAGUUGAGUUUGGGGGACUUGUGGGGGGGGGGGAUGGGAGGGGCUCUUUCAGGUGAUUUGUUUUCCUUCUUCAAAUCUGGGGCUUCCCACCUCUCUGUAUAUAACCGCUGAUUUUUUUUCUGCUCUUUUUUGCAAUCAUGAUUUUCCUGAAAUUCUCCAUUCAUUGGUAUGAAGGAAAUGAACCAAUUCGGCUCUAACCACACGCUCCUUAACCGCGCCUAGCUUCAGAUGAGAUCUCCUAAAGCAGCUUCGGACUUUUUCUUUCUUUCUGGGUACAGGGUCGUUCUUAAACUGUCAUUUCACCUUUCCAUGUAACCAUUGAAAAACCACCACCACGACCACCGGCUCUCCUUCCCCCUUAGCGUCCAUGCUGACAACCAGCUUGACGAGGCAUUAUUGAACAUGUGCUGUACUGGGGUAUCUGGUCUCCUCCCCUGCUGGCCCGUUGGGCCACCGCUAGAGACGGCCGCCCACCUCUCCAAGUACUGCUGUACCUUAAGUGAAGUACUGUAAAAAUAAAUAACAGACUGUCUGCAAAA